This is a messenger RNA of Pipistrellus kuhlii (Kuhl's pipistrelle), 8985 nucleotides long. RefSeq names its product PWWP domain containing 2A (gene PWWP2A). The transcript is spliced from 4 exons. Gene Ontology annotation, molecular function: histone binding; chromatin binding. Gene Ontology annotation, cellular component: nucleus. Lineage: Eukaryota; Metazoa; Chordata; Mammalia; Chiroptera; Vespertilionidae. The record is from RefSeq and is a predicted model, not a curated record. Bases 159 to 2486 code for a protein of 775 amino acids.
AGGACGCGGCCAAUGGCGCGGUGCCAAUAACGAGCAUCAGUGGAAGGGCGGGACGAAACAGUUCGCGGGAGGGAGGGGAAGGCCCAGGGAACCAAGCAGCGCUGCCGCCACCGCCGCCGCCGCAACCGGAGUUGGAGGAGGGAGAAGCCAGGAAGAAAAUGGCGGCCGUGGCUGCAGAGGCGGCGGCGACUGCAGCGUCCCCCGGGGAGGGGGGCGCCGGCGAGGCCGAGCCGGAGAUGGAGCCCAUCCCCGGCAGCGAGGCCGGCACUGACACGCUCCCGGUCACGGCCACCGAAGCAUCUGUGCCGGACGGCGAGGCCGACGGACAGCCGUCCGCUCCUCAGGCCGGCGAGCCGCCGCUCUCGCCGCCGCGAGAGCUCGCCGCCCGCAGCCCCGAGGCGGCGGGGCCGAAGCCGGAGGCUGAGGAGAAGCUGCCCGCCCAGGUGGCUGAGGAGGCGGCGGCGGCAGCUGCCGCGCCUCAGGAAGGGCCCGACCUCCCCGCUUCCCCCGCGCCAGCGCCCGAGCAGCCCCCGGCUCCCGAGGAGCGCCCGGAGCCGCCGCCGCCGCCCCAGCCCGCAGCCCCGGCGCUGCUGCCGCCGGCGGGCGGGGACUCCGCGGUGUCGCAACUCAUCCCCGGCUCGGAGGUGCGGGUCACGCUGGACCACAUCAUCGAGGACGCGCUCGUCGUGUCGUUCCGCCUCGGGGAGAAGCUCUUCUCCGGGGUCCUCAUGGACCUGUCCAAAAGAGACCAUGAAACCUAUGGUGCAAUAGCCCUACCUUUGGUGGGAAAAAUUCUGGUGAAGCAGUUUGGGCCCCACGGGAUUCCUGUGACAGUAUUUCCCAAAAGGGAAUAUAAGGAUAAACCUGAAGCCAUGCAGCUCCAAAGUGAUACAUUCCAAGAAGGGACAGAAGUCAAGUGUGAAGUGAAUGGUGCUGUUCCCAACGACCCUUCUCCUGUCCCGCCACCUGAGCCGAGCCUGGCUGAAAGCCUGUGGACUUCCAAACCACCACCACUCUUCCAUGAAGGAGCACCUUACCCUCCCCCUUUGUUUAUCAGGGACACAUAUAACCAAUCAAUACCUCAGCCGCCGCCUCGGAAAAUUAAGCGACCCAAACGGAAAAUGUACAGGGAAGAAUCUACUUCAAUAAUGAAUGCUAUUAAACUACGUCCCAGGCAGGUCCUAUGUGACAAAUGUAAAAACAGUGUUGUUGCUGAAAAAAAGGAAAUUAGAAAAGGUAGUAGUGCAAGUGACUCUUCUAAAUAUGAAGAUAGAAAACGGAGAAAUGAAAGCAUAACUACUGUGAACAAAAAACUGAAAGCUGACCAUAAAGUGGAUGGGAAAAACCAAAAUGAAAGCCAGAAAAGAAAUGCUGUGGUUAAGGUUUCAAAUAUUGCUCACAGCAGAGGCAGAGUAGUCAAAGUUCCUGCUCAGGCGAAUACAUCAAAAGCUCAGUUAAGUACUAAAAAAGUGCUCCAGAGUAAGAACAUGGAUCAUGCAAAAGCUCGGGAAGUGUUAAAAAUUGCCAAAGAAAAGGCACAAAAGAAGCAAAGUGAAACCUCUGCGUCCAGAAAUGCACAUUCAAAAGUCCACUUCACUCGUCGCUAUCAGAACCCUAGCUCAGGUUCCCUUCCACCCCGGGUUCGUUUAAAACCACAAAGGUACCGGAAUGAAGAAAAUGACUCUUCUCUGAAGACGGGACUUGAGAAAAUGCGGAGUGGCAAGCUGGCACCCAAGCCCCAGUCCCGUUGCACCUCUACCCGCUCAGCAGGUGAGGCCCCUUCAGAAAAUCAGAGUCCCUCAAAAGGCCCUGAAGAGGCCAACGGUGAGGUUCAGGACACAAACGAAGUGCUUGUGCCCAGUGAGCAGGAACCACAGACAUUGGGCAAAAAGGGCAGCAAAAGCAAUAUCUCUGUUUACAUGACCCUAAAUCAAAAGAAAUCUGACUCUUCCAGUGCUUCAGUGUGUAGCAUUGAUAGCACAGAUGAUUUGAAAUCCUCCAACUCUGAGUGUAGUUCUUCUGAAAGCUUUGAUUUUCCUCCAGGCAGUAUGCAUGCACCUUCCACCUCCUCCACAUCCUCUUCUUCAAAGGAAGAGAGAAAGCUCAGUAAUUCCUUGAAAAUGAAAGUCUUUUCCAAAAACGUCUCUAAAUGCAUCACACCAGAUGGCAGGACCAUAUGUGUAGGGGACAUUGUUUGGGCCAAGAUAUAUGGCUUCCCUUGGUGGCCAGCCCGUAUUCUUACUAUAACUGUGAGCCGGAAAGAUAACGGCCUCUUAGUUCGACAGGAGGCCCGUAUUUCCUGGUUCGGGUCUCCAACAACAUCUUUCCUUGCUCUAUCGCAACUGUCCCCUUUUUUAGAAAACUUCCAGUCACGCUUUAAUAAGAAGAGAAAGGGCCUGUAUCGCAAGGCUAUCACAGAGGCAGCUAAGGCUGCCAAGCAGCUGACCCCGGAAGUACGGGCUCUGUUGACACAAUUUGAAACGUGAACACGGACAGUAAGCACAAAGACAUUAGCAGGCUGCUGGUUUCAUGGACCUGUACCACAAUGACACAGAGAACACCAGAGCACCAGGACUGAAUGAAAUUGGAGACAGAUUUUUAAAGCUGCAUAAGAAGUAAAUGUUCAGGCAGUGGUUAAAACCAACAGUCUCUAAAGGGCACCUGUAAAUUGUGCUAUAUAAAACCGAAGAAAAGGUAUUAGGGGGAAUGUUUUCUAAAACAAACUUUUGCAAUAAAUUAUGCAUGAGUUGAGGAGAAAAGUGGACAGACCUAAAAGGCAUGGGAUGAUGGCAGAAAUGCUGAAUUAUCUUUCAUACUAAAACUUUCUUUCCCCAAGGUUUAUGUUACUCAGUUCAGAUAUGAGCAAAGGUAUUUCUAAAAUGACUCGCCUGUGGAACCAGUGGUCACAAGCUGAGGCCAGUGUUUCCCUUCAGGGCGCCCCUGGGAACGACAGGAAAGAUUAAUAUCAUCCUAAAAGGAUGGCAAGGUACCCCUACCCCGAAAAUUUGGAUGUUUCUUUCUUUGAUAAAGCAGGGCUGUAUUUCCUUAAUACAUAUUAAGAUGUCUUUAUUUGCCACCAGUAUUUAACAUUUUGUGUACAUUUUCAUAAUCCCAUUCUUCUAAAUUCUGAGUCAGAGUAGAUAGGCUAGCGUUGAUCUCAGAGUGAUGUAUACUCUGAGAGCUAGUCCUGAAAUCUGAGCUGGAAAGGCGUUUACUCUUCCUAUCAUUACUGAUUUUAUUUAGAUCCCAAAAGGUGAAAAGUCUAAAUUCUGAUGUGGUGCUCUCCCCCCAGAGAGCUGCUCCUCCUGUGUCAGUGCAAGAAAUUCUCACAGGUGUCAGGUGUGGCUUAUCCAUGGGGAACUAGCAGCAGAAAGAUGGUGUCAGGCUGUUCAUGAAUUCUUAUCUUUGGAAAAUACGUAUUAUAAAAAGAAACCUUUUUCUUUUUUAAUGAGCGGAGAUAACCAGAUUGACCUGUUAGUGCUACAUUUUUAAGGUAUUUUAUAUUUGAUGGUGCCGUACUUUCAAUAAUAAUAAAAACUGAACUUUUUUAGUGGCAAUACCAAUUUAUUUUUUAAACCAGAAAGAUAAUCCUUAUUGAUUACUUAAAAAACAAAAAAGCCAAAAAACAAUUCACUUAAAGCAGCAUAACUAAGCAUUUGGCUUAAGUGUUCAAACUUUACAUAAUCUUACUGUUUAGGUUUGGAAUUAUUAACUCCACACUCAGGAUUAAUAAAAGGUUCUGGGGGGAGUUUUAGAACAUUUAAUAUACCUAAGGACUUGUUUCACAACUCAAAGAAGAAAAGGUAGGCACUCUUGUUUCUGUGAGUUUAAUGCAAAUCGUAAUUGCACUGUAAGUAAAAAAGUUGAUUGAAUUCUAAAAUUGUCUUUUUGGAAAAGUAUUUAUCGUGAAGUCAUUAUUCAUAUGAUGAAAUCUGAAAAAGCUCAGGAACUAUGCCAGCAGGGAGUCCAAGAUUACAGGCCUCAGUGGCACCAGACUCUCUGCCCAUCUUGUCUUAGCUGUAUGACCACCAGCAGUACCUUCCAGACUCCCUUCCAGAACCAGACAACUCCUGCCAUGUGAGUUGUAUAAUCAAGAGUUUUAAGUAAGCUUUAGCAUUAUUUGUGCAGAGUGAUGGAAAUGAUAAAAGGCAAAAAAAAAAAAUAAAUAAAUAAAUAAAUAAAAAUUUGAGAGAUCAGGCUUUAAGGAUCUUUUUUUCUCAUAAAUUCUCAAAAGGUGUUUUGUUAUAAACCAGAUUUUCAUUUAAAAAAAACAAAACUUGGUGGUAUUUAAAAUCUAGGACAUACCAUGUUGCUAUUUCACUUUCAUUGCUUUAGUUGCUUAAUAUUUAAGCUAUGCUUCAUGCUACCUUUGUAUUUCAAAUCUUCAGAAGCCUAUUUCAUUUUGUAGACUUGAAUGACAACUUUGUUUCUCAUCUAAAGUAUGCUGAGACAUAAAUGUUAAGAAUGUUGUGUAACAUCCAAUAAAGUCUGAUAUUUUUAAAAAUUUAUUUAUAAACUAUUUACUUUAUAGAAGUCAGGUUUUAAAGGUUAUUUUUUACUCAGUGUUGAAAUUCAACCGCUAGUUGUGGAGCUGUUUUAAGUAGCAUCGCUUCCUUAGGAGAACCUGCAAGUUUUUAGUCACUGGAAGGAUUUUAUGGGACUUACUUUAUGUCUAAGCCUGGAGGAAUGUGAAUGAUGGAAACAAAUAUCUACUGGUGGGUUGGUUGGUUGUUUAAAGGAGUCCUGCCCUUAUGGAUAAUUGGUCGCUUCUUUAAUAAGCCCAGCACAUCCAAUGUGAAAGUGAAGUCAAGUGUUUGCUCAGAAACACUAAGCUGUUAGGGAAAAAGUAGCCUCUUAAAACCUACCAGACAAUUGAAGUUUUUCAGUACUGACCCAAAAACUUAGGUCAGUGUGUGUAUUUUUCCCCUUUGUGUAAAGCAAUCCUUUGGAAGGCUGCCAGUUUUUCCAGAGUAUACCUGGAGUCUUUAAUUGCAAACAUUCUCCCAUUUCACCUUAUCUAAAUGAGUGUAGAAAGGAGGCCACUGGAAUCUGGUAAUAUCUUUUCUUCCUCAAGUUUCUCAUUAAUGAUAAGAGAGCUAGAGAGAAGCAGGGAAGGUAAAUAAGCCAUGAGCUCAGUAUCUGGAAGGCCUACAUGAGACCUCUUCCUCCUACCUCCAUACCAUGGUAUCCACCUAAUGGUGUCAUGACGUGUGCCAGUAUGUUUACAGACACAACUCCUACAAAAUACAGGGAAUGAGGGAUGCAACCCAUGGACACACUUAAGAUAAGGAAAUAUAAGUUCAUAUUCGUGUCCAGGAAUCAUGUGUGGACUGUAUCGGCACCUCCCUGGGCAUGUCACUGUGGCUAGAAGCCGUUUUACUGCUUUUAUAGUUCAUUUUUCUCUUUCAAGUAAUGAUUCCUCCUUCAGUACUCAAAUGGAGCAUGCUGUGUUUUUAAAGCAUACUUUGUCUAGUGAUGAGUGUCUUGCCAAAUCUCUGCUUAUUCACAAUGAAAUUUCAUGGCCUAACAACUCCUUUGCUUAGAUAUCAAGAAGGUAAUGAACCUGGACUGAAAGAAGAUACAACUUAGGAAAACUGCCAGAGGAAGGAAGAGCUGGCCAAACACAGAGGCUAGGACAUUGUCCUUAAGAACACUUCUGGGUUAGCCCUUUCAUUCCCUCGUGAGGCAUGUGAGAAGAAGCUUCUAACACUGGUGAUAUUAAGAGAAAGAUGACAUGGGUUCUAAUCUUAGUUCUAUCUUCCUGACAGAAGAACCAGGCCUGGCCGCGCUGGCCAGAAUGGGGUGUAGAAAAGUGUCUCACUCAAGCCCUUCAGUUUCUACUUAGCCAAGGCCCAAAACAUGAGACAAAGGAAUCUUUCCUUGAGCAAAAUGUUCUACAAUCUUGUGUUUUUGAAUUCUAAGCUCAGCCCCUGACUCAUGUGGAUCCUAAGUCAAAGCAGAACCCUGUGCUCUGAAGAUGAACUGAUCAGCAGCGUGUCCAGCAAGAAGAGGUGGAGGGAGACGAAUGUGUCUGGCCGCAGAAGAGCAUAGCUGGCCUUCAGAAAGAGACCACCUAACAGAAGGCAGUGACAGGCAGUCCCUCACGUGUUUAAAUGCAGCUGCUUUCACGCCUGUGGGCUGGAAAAGCGUUUACAGCAGAAGCUGUAGCUGUAGCUCCAGCCUUUGAUGCCAGCACCACCAACGGCAGAGUCCAAUACAAGUGCUACACAGCCCGAGCCAGUUAUCAGACCUUUCCUUCCAGUCGACUUCGUGAGGCAAAUAGCUUUCUAUUUUGGGACCAUCAAAUCACCCGACAAGUCUUGUCUUCAUCUGUCGUGAUACCUGAGCUUAGCAGCCCAGUGCCCGAUAGGAGUUCCCAUUGAGAGAGGCCAUGUUUUUUAGCCAGCCAGAAAUGAGUAGCUGGGACUGAGUCACAGCCACAGAUUGUUAGCAGUGGGGCAGCAAGCCCUGCUUUUAGCUAAGGGGAAAGGAACCGUGAGCUUCCAGUUUCCCCUUGAGUGAAAGGAAAAAGGUGGGGCAUCUUACUUCUAGCUCUGGCUGACAGAACCCGUGUGACGGAACCUAUACCUAGAUGGUGGAUGCCAGAGGGUUGGAAAAUGGGAAGAAAACUAUUUUUGUUGUGGAAUAUUUCACUUACAGAGGUACAGCAGGAUAACAACCUCAUGUACCCAUCCCUAGCUUCAAUCAGCUAGUAGCCAGGAAGACUGAAAUUUCUGAUGCUUUGAAAUAUAGUCACUAGUUUUCAUAACCUACUUUUAUAACUAGUUUGCCCCUUGAAAGGGCAGUUAUAUGCUCUGUGGCUAUUUUUUACCACUCGACUUCGGCUGGCUAGUAGCAAGUCAUCCAUUUCCUAUUGUAGGCUCGGCAGCUUUCGCCCAACACAGGAAGUGCCUGGAAAGAUCGCCUUCCUCCUCUGUACAGCUUUAAUUGUGCAGUUCCCUGAAGGAACAGGUUUUCCAGUCACUUCUGGUAGAACGUGCACACGUUUCCUUUUUUAAAGGAUUUAGAUGACAGGAGGACAGUCUGUGACUUUUGUGGUGCAGAGGGGGCAGCCUGAAAGAUAAGUUGCUCAAAUUUCUCCAAGGAAGUUUUUCUAAGGUGGCAGAUAUGUACCAAGUACACAACAUAGACUGAUAGGCGUGUUAGAGAAGUCGGGGAGGGAUGAGUUAGGGAGGCGAGAAGGGAAGUGGUCACAGAAAACAUGAAUGGCAGCCACUUUGGCUGCAGGUUCACAAGCAGCACCCAUGAGACCGCUGCAGCUCUAGGCUUUCCCUUCAUUUCAGGGGCAAGCUUAAGGGAGUUGAAGUUUGGCUAAGCCAGUUUAUAAAGGACAGAAUUUACAGAUCUGCUUUCCUGGGGGCGGGUCAGGGCUUUAGUCAGGUUUAAAUUUAACACCUGCGGCCUGUUCCCCUGAAUCUAAUCAAAUAGUAAAAUGCACUGAAAAAGUCCAGGUCUGCUCUUCCUGAAUCUGCCUGGAUUUUAGCUUAUGAUCUGUUUGAAGGUGUUCGGCAAUCAUCUAAGGUCAACUCAGACACCAGAGGCACACCACACUAAUCCCCAGGCCUAGCAACAUUUCCUGGGAGCUGUGCCCUACUUAAACUACACAAAAUAUUAGAAAUACACUUGGCAUUUAUGAAUUAAACAAAACUGUGACUUUGACAAUACCUGAGCAAUCUGAAGGUCCAAAGUGUGAGGGCUCGUCAUUUUACUGAAGCUCAGAUGUGGGCCCAGGGCUGUGAUGUUCAGGUCAUUAGCUAGUAGGUUCAGCCACUCCCUGGGCUCCAUAUCCUCACCCAGAGUGACGGUCUAUUCCUAUAAGUACAAUAACGUAAAACCACAGGACAUUGGGGGGUGGGGUUCAUGGAGCAAGAGGAUAGAAAUAACCCAGAUGCACUGCUUGUGAUGGAAAGGAAACACAUGCAGAAAGUUGGUUAUAGAAAGAGGCUGGAUUUCAAGAACAGAACUUCAGACCCAAGAUGUGAAGACAACUACAGAAACCACCAGCUGGUGUGAACUUGUAGGAACAGUCCCACUUUUCCGGUAAGCCUUGUACAGAGGCUCUAGUGGAUGGAAAAGCUGCUCCAUGAAAGUUGGAGAGGUGAUGAGAGAGUGCAGACAUAGAGGACAUGAGAUUCAAUGUAAAUGUGAUCUAGGAGAAAGUGGGGAAGCUGACACUGGAGGACAAGUUGGGGAUUUUUGAAAGUCAAGACAAAUCCUUACAAAUAUCUAAGGUGCAAAGUUUAAAAAGCAGAAGAUAUGCUUAUAAGCCAGUUUGAACAGUCAAUAUGUGAGGACAUUGUACGUGGCUACACAGGAUGGGCUCACUAAGGGGCUUUCUUUACAAACAUUUUUUAAAUACUUUAUUGUUUAAAGUAUUACAUGAGCCUCCUUCUCCCUCUCUCCCCCCCAUUGAUUUCUCCCCAGCCACUCCCAAGUCCAAGCCCUUACCCCCAUUACUGUCCAUUGGUUUUGUUUGUAUGCAUGCAUACAAGUUAAGCUGCGAUUACUGAAUUCACUAUUGAGAAAUCCUAGAUGAGCCCUCCAAAGUGGUCAGAACUACACACCUAUGCAAACAAAAUCCUGCAGAAGCUGAACUCGGCUCUGAUGAGGUCAAGACAACAGGUUGUCUCACUACCUCCCACCACAUUCUCUGGGAGGUGACUAGUAGCACAUAAACCUAAGCUGAUAUUUGAAUAACUUGCUAGUCUUAAAAUUUUGAGAAUAACUAGUUGCUACUUAUCUUGAGAUAACAUAUUUGUUAGCAGCAAAGGAGACAUUUUAAAACAGGUACUGAAUAAAGAGCACAGAAUGAACACGCUGUAGUGAGCUCACAUAGACCACUUAUUGAGCAAUGUCCUUUCAGACUAUAAGUUUCUAGUAGAGCAGCAGUGCUAUUUUGAAUGUAAAUAUGGCCCUUACCUUCUAGGAGCUCCUGGUCUAUUCAUGGAAGCAGAUAGGUUAAAA